Molecule: messenger RNA, 1485 nt
Organism: Rangifer tarandus platyrhynchus (Svalbard reindeer)
Lineage: Eukaryota; Metazoa; Chordata; Mammalia; Artiodactyla; Cervidae
Source: the annotation of a GenBank genome assembly
AUGCUGCCCCACGGGGGUCAGGGAGCCCUUGGCUUUGCACUGUGUGUCUGGUGGUGUGUAUUUGCACUAUGCUUUAAAGGCUGUGCAGGCUGCGCGGCGGAGGAGAGGCUCUUUCACAAGCUGUUCGCUCAUUAUAACCAGUUCAUCAGGCCCGUGGAGAACGUUUCCGACCCGAUCACCGUGUAUUUUGAAGUGGCCAUCACGCAGCUGGCCGAUGUGGAUGAAGUGAACCAGAUCAUGGAAACCAACCUGUGGCUACGUCACAUCUGGAAUGAUUAUAAGCUGCGUUGGGACCCCACGGAAUAUGACGGCAUUGAGACUCUCCGUGUUCCUGCCGAGAUGAUCUGGAAGCCCGACAUCGUUCUCUACAACAAUGCGGUCGGCGACUUCCAAGUCGAAGGCAAGACAAAAGCUCUUCUUAAAUAUGAUGGCAUGAUAACCUGGACUCCACCCGCGAUUUUUAAGAGUUCCUGUCCUAUGGACAUCACUUUUUUCCCUUUUGACCAUCAAAAUUGUUCCCUGAAAUUUGGUUCCUGGACUUACGACAAAGCUGAAAUUGACCUUCUAAUCAUUGGCUCUAAAGUGGACAUGAAUGAAUUUUGGGAGAACAGUGAGUGGGAAAUUGUCGACGCUUCUGGCUACAAGCAUGACAUAAAGUACAACUGUUGUGAAGAGAUAUACACAGACAUCACCUAUUCUUUCUACAUUAGGAGACUCCCGAUGUUUUACACCAUUAAUCUGAUCAUCCCCUGUCUCUUUAUUUCAUUUCUUACUGUCUUGGUCUUCUACCUUCCUUCUGACUGUGGUGAAAAAGUGACACUUUGCAUUUCAGUGCUGCUUUCUCUGACUGUGUUUUUGCUUGUGAUCACAGAAACCAUCCCGUCCACAUCUCUCGUGAUCCCCCUGGUGGGUGAAUACCUGCUCUUCACCAUGAUCUUCGUCACCCUGUCCAUCGUGGUGACGGUGUUUGUACUGAACAUCCACUAUCGCACCCCGACCACUCACAACAUGCCCACGUGGGUGAAGGCGGUCUUCCUCCGGCUGUUACCCCAGAUCCUGAUGAUGAAGAGGCCUCUGGACAAGAAGAAGGAGACAGGAUCUGAUAGAAACCCCAAAGGAGUCUCCAGUAGGCCUGCCAAAGUCAAGUUUGAUCAUCACAAAGAGCCCAGACUUCUUAAAGAAUGCUGCCACUGUCAUAGAUCCACUGAACCCACCACCAGCAAGAGAAGAUUAAGUCAUCAGCCUUUACAGUGGAUGGCUGAAAACUCGGAGCUCUCGCCUGAAGUUGAAGACGUAAUUGAUAGUGUUCAUUUCAUAGCAGAAAACAUGAAGAACCAAAAUGAAACAAAGGAGGUAGAGGACGACUGGAAAUACGUGGCCAUGGUGGUGGACAGGGUGUUCCUGUGGGUGUUCAUCAUUGUCUGUGUGUUUGGAACUGCAGGGCUGUUUCUCCAGCCGCUCCUGGGGAACACAGGGCAUUUGUAA